UGUGCCAAGAGUCCCUGUGAGCCAUGGCCUCGAAAGGGCAGCGGUGAUUUUUUUCACAUAAAUAUAUCGCACUUAAAUGAGUUUAGACAGCAUGACAUCAGAGAGUAAUUAAAUUGGUUUGGGUUGGAAUUCCGUUUCCAAUUCCUGAGUUCAGGUUUGUAAAAGAUUUUUCUGAGCACCUGCAGGCCUGUGUGUGUGUAUGUGUGUGCAUGUGUGUGUGUAUGUGUGUGUGUGAAGUAUUUUCACUGGAAAGGAUUCAAAACUAGGGGGAAAAAAAAACUGGAGCACACAGGCAGCAUUACGCCAUUCUUCCUUCUUGGAAAAAUCCCUCAGCCUUAUACAAGCCUCGUUCAAGCCCUCAGUCAGUUGUGCAGGAGAAAGGGGGCGGUCGGCUUUCUCCUUUCAAGAACGAGUUAUUUUCAGCUGCUGACUGGAGACGGUGCACGUCUGGAUACAAGAGCAUUUCCACUAUGGGACUGGAUACAAACACACACCCGGCAGACUUCAAGAGUCUCAGACUGAGGAGAAAGCCUUUCCUUCUGCUGCUACUGCUGCUGCCGCUGCUUUUGAAAGACCACUCCUUUCAUGGUUUUUCCUGCCAAACCAGAGGCACCUUCGCUGCUGCCGCUGUUCUCUUUGGUGUCAUUCAGCGGCUGGCCAGAGGAUGAGACUCCCCAAACUCCUCACUUUCUUGCUUUGGCACUUGGCUUGGCUGGACCUGGAAUUCAUCUGCACUGUGUUGGGUGCCCCUGACUUGGGCCAGAGACCCCAGGGGGCCAGGCCAGGAUUGGCCAAAGCAGAGACCAAGGAGAGGUCCCCCCUGGCCCAGAACAUCUUCAGGCCAGGGGGUCACAGCUAUGGCGGGGGGGCCACCAAUGCCAGGGCAAAGGGAGGCACCGGGCAGACAGGAGGCCUGACACAGCCCAAGAAGGAUGAACCCAAAAAGCUGCCCCCCAGAUUGGGUGGCCCUGAACCCAAGCCAGGACACCCUCCCCAGACAAGGCAGGCUGCAGCACGGACUGUGACCCCAAAAGGACAGCUUUCUGGGGGUAAGGCACCCCCAAAGGCAGGAUCUGUCCCCAGCUCUUUCCUGCUGAAGAAGGCCAGGGAGCCUGGGCCCCCUCGAGAGCCCAAGGAGCCGUUCCGCCCGCCCCCCAUCACGCCCCACGAGUACAUGCUCUCGCUGUACAGGACGCUGUCCGAUGCUGACAGAAAGGGAGGCAACAGCAGCGUGAAGUUGGAGGCUGGCCUGGCCAACACCAUCACCAGCUUUAUUGACAAAGGGCAAGAUGACCGAGGUCCUGUGGUCAGGAAGCAGAGGUACGUGUUUGACAUUAGUGCCCUGGAGAAGGAUGGGCUGCUGGGGGCCGAGCUGCGGAUCUUGCGGAAGAAGCCCUCGGACAGGGCCAAGCCGGCGGCCCCCGGCAGUGGGCGGGCUGCCCAGCUGAAGCUGUCCAGCUGCCCCAGUGGCCGGCAGCCGGCAGCCCUGCUGGAUGUACGCUCUGUGCCAGGCCUGGAUGGAUCUGGCUGGGAGGUGUUCGACAUCUGGAAGCUCUUCCGAAACUUUAAGAACUCGGCCCAGCUGUGCCUGGAGCUGGAGGCCUGGGAACGGGGCCGGGCUGUGGACCUCCGUGGCCUGGGCUUUGACCGGGCUGCCCGGCAGGUCCACGAGAAGGCCCUAUUCCUGGUGUUUGGCCGCACCAAGAAACGAGACCUGUUUUUUAAUGAGAUUAAGGCCCGCUCUGGCCAGGAUGAUAAGACUGUGUAUGAGUACCUGUUCAGCCAGCGGCGAAAACGGAGGGCCCCACUGGCCACUCGCCAGGGCAAGCGACCCAGUAAGAACCUUAAGGCUCGCUGCAGUCGGAAGGCGCUGCAUGUCAACUUCAAGGACAUGGGCUGGGACGACUGGAUCAUCGCACCUCUUGAGUAUGAGGCCUUCCAUUGCGAGGGGCUAUGCGAGUUCCCCUUGCGCUCCCACUUGGAGCCCACGAACCACGCGGUCAUCCAGACCCUGAUGAACUCCAUGGACCCUGAGUCCACGCCACCCACCUGCUGUGUGCCCACGCGGCUGAGUCCCAUCAGCAUCCUCUUCAUUGACUCUGCCAACAACGUGGUGUAUAAGCAGUAUGAGGACAUGGUCGUGGAGUCUUGUGGCUGCAGGUAGCAGCGCUGGCCCUCUGUCUUCCUGGUAGCACAACCCAAGAACCCCUCCUCGCACUCCUGGAAUCACAGAGGGGUCAGGAAGCUGCAGCCAGGGGAUCCCAACAGCCUUGCUUACUCUCUGAGUGUGACUUGGGCUACAGGUCCCCUUCCAUCCACAAGUCCCCCUGUCUGAGGACUUCUCCCCUCCUGCUGCUCUGACUGGCAGGGACAGGCCCAGGGAGACAGACUCUGACUGAGAUUGAGACCUGGGAGACUAUGUUUGCCAAUGAGAUUUCUCCUUACCUGGGCCUCCUUGGCCUCUGGACUCUCCAGAGGGGUCUGGUGCUAUCCUAAGCAUCUUUUGGGAGAGCCACAGGUGCCACCUCCACCUUGAAUCACCUUUGUGCCUGGGGACUUUCUGCCCCUGGGGCAGAUGAGAUGCUGAUUGGGCAAGGGUGGGAGAUAAGGGGAGAGGGCUUGGGCAGGGGUGAGGAGUGUGAGGCUGUUAGACUGUUAGAUUAAAAUGUACAUUGAUGAGAUAAAAAGCAAAACCAUGCCUUAAA
Messenger RNA from Lemur catta (Ring-tailed lemur), 2705 nucleotides. It is a transcript of the gene GDF5, whose product is annotated as growth differentiation factor 5. Gene Ontology annotation, molecular function: cytokine activity; growth factor activity. Gene Ontology annotation, biological process: SMAD protein signal transduction; BMP signaling pathway. Bases 665 to 2164 code for a protein of 499 amino acids. Gene Ontology annotation, cellular component: extracellular region. NCBI's taxonomy places the organism in Eukaryota, Metazoa, Chordata, Mammalia, Primates, Lemuridae. The transcript has 2 exons. The record is from RefSeq and is a predicted model, not a curated record.